This is a messenger RNA of Erythranthe guttata (spotted monkey flower), 1628 nucleotides long. RefSeq names its product AAA-ATPase ASD, mitochondrial. The record is from RefSeq and is a predicted model, not a curated record. Gene Ontology annotation, molecular function: ATP binding; ATP hydrolysis activity. NCBI's taxonomy places the organism in Eukaryota, Viridiplantae, Streptophyta, Magnoliopsida, Lamiales, Phrymaceae.
AUCAAUUAUCAUUUUUUGUAACGAAAACUUAAUUUCAAGAAGAAUAAAGAAAAAAAUAAAGAAUUGCUGCAAGAAAUGAAGUUUGGAGAAUUAUUCGCUCAAUUGGGUUCCGCAAUCGCCGCUUUCAUGUUCUUCAAAGCGAUUCUGGAUCAAUACAUCCCAACCCAGCUCAGAAUCUCCGUCGGAAAACACUCCGGCAAGCUCUUCAGCUUCCUCUCACCGUACAUCCAAAUCACCUUCAGCGAGUUCGCCGGCGAGCGUCUCAUGCGCAGCGAGGCCUACUCCGCCAUAGAAACCUACCUGAGCACCACCUCCUCCGCCCAGGCGCGGCGGCUCAAGGCGGAGACACUCAAGAACAGCACCCACACCCUCUCCCUGAGCAUGGACGACAACGAAGAAGUCGCCGACGAGUUCAACGGCGUCAAACUCUGGUGGGCCUCCGGCAAAACCACCUCCAAGAAUCAAACUUUCUCCUUCCAACCAAUCACCGACGAGAAAAGAUUCUACAGUCUAAGAUUCCACAAGAAACAUAGAAACUUCAUCAUCGAAACUUACCUCAGCCAUGUAAUGAAAGAGGGGAACGCAAUCAAGGUGAAGAACCGACAGAGAAAGCUCUUCACCAACAAUGGCUCAUCCUGGAGCCACGUGGCAUUCGAGCACCCUGCCACGUUUCAAACCCUAGCAAUGGAUCCCAUCAAGAAAAGGGAUAUUGUAGAUGAUCUCACAUCGUUCACGAAAGCCGAGCAUUUCUAUUCCAAAAUCGGCAGAGCAUGGAAACGAGGCUACCUUCUUUACGGCCCGCCUGGAACGGGCAAAUCGACCAUGAUUGCCGCCAUGGCUAAUCUGUUAAGCUACGAUAUCUACGACCUCGAACUAACCGCGGUUAAAGACAACACCGAGUUAAAGAAGCUGCUGAUCGCCACUUCUAGUAAAGCCAUUAUCGUUAUCGAGGAUAUUGACUGCUCGGCUGACCUCACCGGGCAGAGGUCCCCGCCUGUUAAGAAGAAAGACGAAAACGACCCUCUGAAGCGAAUGGCGAGAGAGGAAACGGAGUCGAAGAGUGCCAGCAAGAUUACGCUUUCAGGGUUGUUGAAUUUCAUAGACGGGCUUUGGUCGGCUUGUGGGAGUGAGAGGAUUAUUGUGUUCACGACUAAUUACGUCGAGAAGUUGGAUCCGGCUUUGAUUCGAAGAGGGCGUAUGGACAAGCACGUGGAGCUGUCUUAUUGUGGGUUCGAAGGGUUUAAGGUUUUGGCGAAGAAUUAUCUCGAUUUGGAGCGGCACGAAUUGUUUGAUACGAUAGAGGGUUUGUUGGGUGAAGUGAAGAUUACUCCGGCUGACGUUGCCGAGUGUUUGAUGCCGAGAAAUAUCGUGGGGGAUGCCGAAAUUUGCUUGAAGAAUUUGAUUUCAGCCAUGGAAACUGCUGCACAAGUUGAAACAGAGCAAAUCUCUGUUUUCCGACAAGAUUAUGCCCUGAUAUUUCGCAAACUCGUUAAAUUUUUCAAGCCCGAGAGAGUAGAGUGUAACGAGAGAACAAAACUCGGUGGAAGAUUUACACAUUACUGAAUUUCCGAUGGAAUUGGUGUUCCUUAAUAAUUGCGUUUAAUCUCAAAAUGCUAUCUGAUUUCGAU